AUGAAGUUAGGGUCUACCAGUGGCCCUCUGGUGUGCAAUGGUUCGGAGGAAGUUGCAGAAAUAGAUCAGAAAGCACUGUCACCACCAAAGAACCAGUCAGCAGUACUCGUAAGAGACGGGCAUGGGCGGUCAGUUAGGCAUGGCCACGGGUGCUCGGGGGAGGAAGUUGCAGAAAAACCAGGCACUAGAUGCUUUAAGUAUGACGCGUUCAUUAGUUUCAGGGGUGAAGAUACACGUAAUGGCUUCACCAGCUAUCUAAACAAGGAACUGCAAAGUCAUGGCAUUAACACCUUCAUUGACAGUGAAAGCCUGGCAGUAGGCCAAAGAAUCAGCCAUCUGUUGAAGUGCAUCGAGGAGUCCAAGAUCUUUGUGCCGGUCUUCUCUAAGAGCUAUGGGGACUCCAAAUGGUGCUUGAAGGAGAUAGCUAAGAUGGUGGAGAUCAACAAGAAGGAAGGAGAAAACAGGCCCAUAAUUCCCAUAUUUUAUGAUGUUCAUCCUUCUGAUGUCAAGAAUUGCAGGGCAUCAUUUGAAAAGGCUUUCCAAAAGCAUCGACUUGAUGAGCAAUUAGAUGACAAGGAUAUCAAGGAGUGGGAAUCCGCCCUAAGAGAAGCAGGAAACAUUUCUGGCUAUCUCCGUGAAGCCGAAGGGAGUGAGGCAGAUCUGACCUCGCUUGUACGUGCAAGGAUCUCUAGUAUAUUGAGCAAAGUUCCUUUGGAUGUAGAGCCUGUAGGGAUAGAUUCCCAAUUACAUAAUCUCAAGCAAAUGCUGGAAAGAGGAACAGAUGGUGUUUGCAUGAUCGGAAUAUGCGGUCUAGGUGGAAUGGGCAAGACCACAAUCGCUAUGGACCUUUAUAAUCAGCUCUAUCCUACAUUUGAAAGCAGUUGCUUCCUCUCAAACAUCAUAGAACAUGAGAACAGGGACGGCUUACCCUCUUUGCAAGCGAAGCUCAUGAAAGAGGUUUUAAAAGAAACCAUGAGCAUAGACAAUGUCAGAGAAGGAGUUAGCUUGAUAAAACGAAGGCUUGGAAGCAGGAAAGUUCUCUUGAUUUUGGAUGACGUGGAUCAUACACGUCAACUCGAGGCUUUCACUGCUAACCGUUGGGAAAAGGAGAAAGAGUGGUUCGGUGCAGGAAGUAAGAUCAUUGUGACAACAAGGAACGCAGAGGUUCUUCUCCAGCAUGGAUUGCAAGAAAAGUACAUUUAUUUUCUUGAAGGAUUGAACGCAGAGCACUCACUGCAGCUAUUUUGUCGCCGUGCAUUUGGCAGCAACCAACCAUUGACAGGAUUCGGUGAGCUAUCUCAGGAAAUUGUGAAGGUAGCAGGGGGCCUGCCGCUGGCACUGGAAAUUUUUGGCUCACACUUUAGUUUCCUGAAGGAAAAACGAGAGUGGGAGGAAACUCUGAGAACAUUGAAAAGCGAACAGGAUAAGGAAGUUCACGAGAGACUGAGAAUAAGCUACGAAGGCCUGAAUGACAGAGAAAAGUGUGUCUUUUUGGACAUUGCUUGUUUCUUUAUCGGAGAGUACAGAGAAUCUCCAGUUUACAUGUGGGAGGGUUGUGGUUGGAAUCCGCACCUCGCACUUGAAGUUCUCCAACACAGGUGUCUUAUUAAAAUCGACGGGUUUAAUUGCUUUGUUAUGCACGACCAAAUUCGAGACAUGGGAAGAAUGAUUGCUGAUCAAGGGAGCCACAGGGCAGAUCCUCUCACGCACCGCAGCAGGUCAUGGAGCAAGGAUCAAGUAUUGCAGGUUGAACUUGGGAACCACGACCUCCAUGGCGUCGACUUAUCCACAGUUGCAGGUGAAAAGCUUUGGAAGGUAAUAAUGGCGGCAAUGCCUAGGCUCCGGAUGAUCACUGGUGCAACUGAAGGUGCAGUUGAAGAUAAAGGAGAGAUUGUUCGUCUGCCAGGUAACGCACGAUGGUUCAGUUGGAAGUGGUGUUCUUAUGAGACGCUCACGUUUCAGAACAGCCGGCAUGAGCAGCUCAUCGUCCUCGACCUAUCCAACGGUCGCCUUCAACACUUCGGGUCGCGCAUGGCAUUUCCAGAGCUGAAGGUCCUCGAUCUAACUUGGUGUAUCAAUCUUAUACGGACUCCAGAUUUCACUUAUCUCCCGUCCCUGGUGAAGCUUGUGUUUGACUACUGUGUCGCGUUGAUCGAGAUGGACGAGUCGAUCGGGCAUCUUGAUAAGCUGGUGAAACUGAGUAUGGAGGGAUGCAGUAAACUAAAAGGACUGCCUGCUGCACUCUGUAAGCUGAGAUCACUUGAAUAUCUUGAUCUUUCCGGCUGUGAGAAGGUUUCGUGUUUGCCGGAUCAAAUAGGGGACUUGAGGUCCCUAAAAUAUCUUAACCUUGAAGAGAUGGGGAUAUCUUAUCUACCCGAUUCCAUUGUAAGGAUGCAACUUCUUGAAAAUCUCGACCUCCAUGGUUGCAAGAGAAUUUCUUCUCUGCCGAAACAAAUAGGGGACUUGAAUUCCCUAAAAUAUCUUGGUCUUAGCCAAACGCAGAUAUCAGAUAUACCCGACUCCAUCGGAAGACUUCAGUCACUUGAACAACUCGACCUUGCGGACUGCAAUUACUUGAGAGAGAUACCUGAUUCAGUAGGAGCCCUCGAGAGUCUCUCACAGUUGACAUUGAAGCGGUGCAAGCUCUUGGAACAAUUACCAAACUCCGUGAGAACGUUGACAUCUUUAAAGAAGUUGGACAUUCGCAACUGCCAAUCACUAACAGAAGUCCCUGAUUCAUUGGCACACUUGAAGAACAUGUUUGAAUUAUCUCUUGAAGGUUGCAUCUUGUUGGAGAAAGUACCGAGUCCCAUCGUAAAGUCAAUCCCACGUGUACAUGGUGAGCUCCAUCUCAAUGGUCUUAAAUCACUGAGGAGACUGCCUGCUUCUCUGGGCAAUAUGAUGAGUAUCCGUAGACUGAGCUUCCGUGACUGUGAAUCACUUGAAGAACUACCACAAUCCAUUAUCAGGUUGACGUCUUUGGAGGAUUUAGACCUUUCUGGUUGCACUUCACUAAGAAGGUUACCAAAAUCAAUAGGAAACUUCAGGAAUCUAAGGCAUUUGAGCCUGAAGCAAUGUCGAUCACUUGAGGAACUGCCAGAUUCCAUUGGCAGGUUGAGAUGCUUGAGAGUGCUCCAUAUUUCUGGUGGAAUGUCAGUGAAGAGGGUGCCUGACUUUAUAGGAAAGCUGAAGAAGCUUCUCGAGUUGCAUCUGAGGGAGAUUGAAGAAAUAUCGGUUCUCGUUGGUGGCCUUCCCCAACUGGCCGAAAUAUAUGUAGAAGAUUGCCCGAAGUUGGAGUCGAUCCCUCAGCUUCCCUCCUCUCUUGACCAUCUCUCAGUUCUACGUUGCUCUGCCCUCACCCACUUGUCUGGCCUUGAGAGAUUGAAGUCUUUAAAAAAGUUAACAUUGACCCACUGUGACGGCUUGGGGCGCGGCUUCAUGGAGAAAUUAUCACAGGCGUCGUUUGAACAGUUGGAUGGCUUCCUGGUUUCCGGAGUAAGCGAGGGAUCGGACUUGGUAUUUUGGCUUCCAAAAUGGCAACUCAGGCAACCAGUUAAAGCGCGGCUGAUUUGCUCGACCGAGGAGGCCGACUGCAACACUUCACAGAUUAACGUCUGUGUCCAAGUAAAGGUAGGAGGAGAGAUCGUCACUGAGAGUAGAUGGGAAGCAGUAAAAUUUGAGGAACUAAUUGGGCGCAAGAAGCUUGAGAAGUGGGGGGUGGAAGGCAAGGUUUUUUAUGCGAUCGAGUGCUUUGAAGAAGAUGAGGAGACUUUCAAGUAUGUGAAGGAAGGACAGGCGACAUUGAGGGUUCCAACAGCUUACGACGAUUACCUGCUGAAGGCAGCCUACUUUGCAAUUCUUUGAUUCUGUGGCAAAUCUUUAUUAAUUGUAAUAAUGAGAGGACAGGUCGAUCGUAACUCUGCUGUGACAGUGUUUCGUAGAUGUUUUUGCGCGUGCUUGAGGUCCGUGGUGUU
Messenger RNA from Nymphaea colorata (pocket water lily), 3974 nucleotides. RefSeq names its product disease resistance protein TAO1-like. Lineage: Eukaryota; Viridiplantae; Streptophyta; Magnoliopsida; Nymphaeales; Nymphaeaceae. Gene Ontology annotation, biological process: signal transduction; defense response. Gene Ontology annotation, molecular function: protein binding; ADP binding. The record is from RefSeq and is a predicted model, not a curated record. The coding region runs from base 1 to 3864 and encodes 1287 amino acids. The transcript has 5 exons.